This is a messenger RNA of Mus caroli (Ryukyu mouse), 541 nucleotides long. RefSeq names its product ribosomal protein S15 (gene Rps15). Gene Ontology annotation, molecular function: structural constituent of ribosome; RNA binding. The record is from RefSeq and is a predicted model, not a curated record. NCBI's taxonomy places the organism in Eukaryota, Metazoa, Chordata, Mammalia, Rodentia, Muridae. Gene Ontology annotation, biological process: translation; ribosomal small subunit assembly. Gene Ontology annotation, cellular component: ribosome; cytosolic small ribosomal subunit.
CCCUCCCGGCAGAGCUCGCGACAACUGCGCAGGCGCUGCCCGUACUUCCUUUUCCGAGUAACCGCCAAGAUGGCCGAAGUGGAGCAGAAGAAGAAGCGGACCUUCCGCAAGUUCACCUACCGUGGCGUAGACCUCGACCAACUGCUCGACAUGUCCUAUGAGCAGCUGAUGCAGCUGUACAGCGCCCGCCAGAGGCGGCGCCUGAACCGUGGUCUUCGGCGGAAGCAGCACUCACUGCUCAAGCGCUUGAGAAAGGCCAAGAAGGAGGCGCCACCCAUGGAGAAGCCCGAGGUGGUGAAGACACACCUGAGGGACAUGAUCAUCCUGCCCGAGAUGGUGGGUAGCAUGGUGGGUGUGUACAACGGCAAGACCUUCAACCAGGUGGAGAUCAAGCCAGAGAUGAUCGGCCACUACCUGGGCGAGUUCUCCAUCACCUACAAACCCGUGAAGCACGGCCGGCCCGGGAUCGGUGCCACCCACUCCUCCCGAUUCAUCCCCCUCAAGUAGCCGAGGCCAAUAAAGACUGGUUUUGGUCCCUGGA